ACUAGCACGUCUUCGAAGCCGAGCCGAGCCAGCCCGGGCCAGCUCGGGCCAGAGACUCGAGCCAGCCCCCGUUCACACUGCUUGUGGCGUUAGCGGCUAGCCCGAUUAGUAGGCGUGUGUUUUGGCACGCGCGCUACCUUAAUAUAAUUACCUUAGAUAGCUCAAACUGCACGCGCUAGUACCGUACUAAGUGCUAUGGAUCGACAACAAGCUGUGCGCCUUUUCUUCUCCCUCGUGGUUCGUCAGUCAAACGCAGAAAUGCAUAUGGUGUCUACGAGAAGAGCGUCAAGCAGGAGAAGAUGUCGCAUCCACCCUUCAUUUCUUCGUCGGCAGCUGCAGCGGCGGGAAACCUGGACUACUUUAGCGUUGCUUUUAGUUCUGGUCAACUCUGCUUCUCCAGAACGACAGAUAUGGAGCUACCCCAGGUCAAGUGACUGGUGGGACUUUGUCGUGCAGAGGACAUUCUCUGCACGUGACUGGAAAGAAAAUUUUAGAAUGUGUAGAGAGACGUUUUUGUAUUUGUGUGAGAAGUUGAGGCACGAGAUAGAACCUGAGGUGACACAUUUAAGAGCCUCUAUCUGCAUUGAGAAGCGAGUCGCAGUCACAGUCUGGUACUUGGCAACAAACGUGGAGUACCGUACAAUAUCCCACCUGUUUGGCAUUGGCAGAUCAACUGUCUGCUCCACUGUUCACAGUACGUGUCGAGCUAUCGUUCAUUGUCUUAUGUCUGGUUACAUCACGUUUCCUACUGGAGAAAUGCUAACAGAUGUAGUAAAGGGAUUUUCCCAGUCCUUCAAUUUUCCCCAGUGUGCAGGAGCAAUUGAUGGAUGUCACAUUCCAGUUUCUCCACCAGCGCUCAAUCACACCGACUACUAUAACAGAAAGGGAUGGUACUCCGUGAUUUUACAGGCUGUUGUAGAUCAUAAAUAUCUGUUUCGGGAUAUAAAUAACGCAGAAAGUGGAUUGAUAUUGAAUGAACAGCAGAAAGAAAUUGAAGGGUGCACCAUACCUGUGUUUCUUGUUGGUGAUUCUGCUUAUCCCCUGAAGAAUUGGCUCCUUAAACCGUUUCCACAUAAUGACCACCUGACUGACGAAAAGAAGAACUUUAACUAUCGAAUUUCAAAAGCUAGAAUAGUUGUGGAGAAUGCGUUUGGUCGCCUGAAAGCUCGAUGGAGGCGUUUAAUGAAAAAGAACGACAUGCAAAUUAGGCAUGUCCAGCAUGUUAUAGCUGCCUGCUGUGUCCUCCAUAAUGUGUGUGAAAUACAUGGGGAUUCAUUUGAUGAUGACUGGAUGGAAGAGACUGAUUUGCAACUUCAACAUGCUGAAACGCACACUGUCAGAGAUACUGUCAAUGAUCGUACAGCAGCAAUUCGAGAAACUCUAGUUUCACACUUGGCAAAUAGUUAA
This is a messenger RNA of Corticium candelabrum, 1407 nucleotides long. RefSeq lists its product as uncharacterized. Bases 196 to 1407 code for a protein of 403 amino acids. Lineage: Eukaryota; Metazoa; Porifera; Homoscleromorpha; Homosclerophorida; Plakinidae. The transcript has 3 exons. The record is from RefSeq and is a predicted model, not a curated record.